Molecule: messenger RNA, 4910 nt
Organism: Pungitius pungitius (ninespine stickleback)
Lineage: Eukaryota; Metazoa; Chordata; Actinopteri; Perciformes; Gasterosteidae
Gene: larp1
Product: La ribonucleoprotein 1, translational regulator
Exons: 21
Coding region: 82-3315 (1077 amino acids)
Biological process (GO): mRNA stabilization; positive regulation of translation
Cellular component (GO): cytoplasmic stress granule; cytosol
Molecular function (GO): RNA cap binding
Source: RefSeq, a predicted model, not a curated record
GAGGGGGAGGGGGGGUGGGGUUGCGUGUGAGCGUGAAGAGGACUGGUAAUCCUGAAGGGGGAAGAAAGACGGCGGUGGGAAAUGGCCACUCAGGUGGAGGCUCUCCUGCCCGGCAACCCGCUGGCGAAGAAGGCUGAGGAGGAGGAAGAGGAGGAAGACGAGGGGGGGCUCGAGCGGCGGACGGCGGGUGUCGCCGAGCCGGGGAGCGACGGCAGCAGCCCCGGGCUGGGAGGGACCCCCGAACCGCAGGAGCGGACCUCCAACCGGGGGGAGGAGGAGGAGGAGGACGGCAAGCCGAACGAGGACGGCGGAAAAGGCCGAAAGGAGUUCACCGAAGCCCCCCCGCCCAAGGUGAACCCGUGGACCAAGAAGAUGAACGCGGUCACCGUGGUCAGCGUCAACGGGCAAGCACACCACGAGUCCAGCGGGCCGGCCAAGGUGGUGAGAGCGGGGAACCCCCCCAAAGCCCGGCGAGGAGGAAAGGUCGGAGACUUCGGCGACGCCAACAGCUGGCCGACACCUGGGGAGAUCGCAACUAAAGACCUGCAGGUCGAGGCGGUGACGCGCACAGAGUCCUGCCCGCCGCCUGUCAGGCAGGUCAGAGACUCGUGGAGACUCACCGGUCCGAAGAAGAUGACGUCGACGCCGACGGUGAAGAAGGAGAAGAGGGAGAGCAACGAGGAGAGCAAGGAGAACCUGAAGGCCAAGUCAGACGACUCCGGAGAGGAGAAGAACGGGGACGACGACUCGCAGAAGAACGGACCCAAGAAAAAAGGAAACAAGCACAAGUGGGUCCCGCUGAUGAUCGAGGUGAAGUCCGAGGGGCCCAGGGAGCGCUCGGCCUCCAGGAACAACAGCCGGCAGAACGAGCCCCCCCGCCUGCCCCCCAACGCAAGGAACGACCUCAGAGACUGGCACAGUCAGAAGUACGAGCGGGAGUGGCGUGACGACCACGACGAGGUGUCCAGCGUGAAGAGCGAGGGGGCGCCGUUCCGGGGAGGGUUCAGGGGCCGCGGCCGCGGCAGAGGAAGAGGACGAGGAAGAGGCGGGAGAGGAGGAAGAGGCCACUACGACUACCACUACAGCUACAAGUCCUACGACGCCAAGGACGGGCCCUCGGCCCAGAAGUUCGGCACCGCGGUGACUUACUACUACGACAACAUGAGCAGCAGCGACCUCUACUCCGCCGACCAGGACAUGCUGAAGGACUACAUCAAGAGGCAGAUCGAGUACUACUUCAGCCUGGACAACCUGGAGCGAGACUUCUUCCUGCGGAGGAAGAUGGACCAGGAGGGCUUCCUGCCCAUCGCUCUGGUGGCCAGCUUCCACCGGGUCCAGGCCCUCACCACCGACGUCCACGUCAUCAUGGAGUCUUUGAAGGACAGCAAGGAGGUGGAAGUGAUCGACAUGAAGAUCCGUCGGAAGGUGGAGCCGGAGAAGUGGCCCCUCCCGGGCCUCGCCACGCUGGACCAGCCGCACACCGACUUCUCUCAGCUCAUCAACUGCCCCGAGUUCGUCCCCCGGCAGCCGGCCGAGGAGCCCCAAGGCUCCCCCAGGUCGUCCACGCCGGCCCGGCAGCGCAGCAAAGCGGAGCCGGACGCCUCCAACCUGAAGACGAUGCCCAAAGGCCUCUCCGCCAGCCUCCCCGACCUCGACUCAGAGUGCUGGAUCGAGGUGAAGAAGAGGCCCCGCCCCUCGCCGGCCAGACCCAAGGGCAGCGCAGAGAAGGCCCCUUCGUUGCAGCAGAAGGAGAAAGACGACGCCUCAGUGCCUCAGCCCGGCUCCUCGCCCCCCCCCACCACCACGGGGAAUAAGGAGGGGGCGGAGCCUGACGAGCCCGAGGAGCUCGACUUCAUGUUCGACGAGGAGAUGGAGCAGAUCGACGGGCGCCGCAACACCUUCACGGACUGGUCGGACGAGGAGACGGACGGCGAGAUCGACGACCACGACGUCAACAAGAUCCUCAUCGUGACGCAGACGCCGCCGUACCUGAGGAAGCACCCGGGGGGGGACCGCACGGGACACCACACCUCCCGCUCCAAGCUGUCCACCGAGCUGGUGAAGGUCAUCAACGACGGGCUCUUCUACUACGAGCAGGACCUGUGGGACGACACCUACGAGCCCGAGUACGCCACCAUCAAGCAAGAGGUGGAGAACUUCAAGAAGGUCCACCUGAUCAGCCGCGAGCAGUUCGACUGCCUGACCCCUGAACCCCCGAUCGACCCCAACCAGGAAGUGCCUCCGGGCCCCCCCAAACCCCAGCAGAUCCCCACAGACGCUUUGGCGAACAAGCUGUUUGGCGCCCCCGAGCCCUCCUCCAUGGCGCGCUCGCUGCCCACCACCGUGCCCGAAUCGCCCAACUACCGCAGCGCUCGGACGCCCCGCACACCUCGAACGCCCCACCGGAAGGACCAGACCAUGACGCCGCGCUUCUACCCCGUGGUGAAGGAGGGCCGCCCCGUGGACGCCAAGACGCCGAGGAAGAGGAAGACCCGACACAGCUCCAACCCCCCCAUGGAGUGCCACGUGGGCUGGGUCAUGGACUCCCGGGAGCACCGGUCCCGCACCGCCUCCGUCAGCUCCACCGCCAGCCCCUCGGAGGGCACCCCCGCCCUGGGCAACGUGGGCUGCACCCCGCAGUCCCUCCCCAAGUUCCAGCACCCGUCACACGAGCUGCUCAAAGAGAACGGCUUCACGCAACACGUUUACCACAAGUACCGCCGGCGCUGCCUCAACGAGAGGAAGCGGCUGGGAAUUGGCCAAUCGCAGGAGAUGAACACGCUGUUCCGCUUCUGGUCCUUCUUCCUGCGGGAUCACUUUAACAGGAAGAUGUACGAGGAGUUCAGGCAGCUGGUGGUGGAAGACGGGAAGGAGGGAUACAGGUACGGAUUGGAGUGCCUCUUCAGGUACUACAGCUACGGCCUGGAGAGGAAGUUCAGGCCGGACAUCUUCAAGGACUUCCAGGAGGAGACGAUGAAGGACUACGAGGCCGGCCAGCUUUAUGGGCUGGAGAAGUUCUGGGCCUUCCUCAAGUACUCCAAGGCCAAGACCAUGGAGAUCGAGCCCAGGCUGCAGGAGUGUCUGAGCAAGUUCAAGCGCCUGGAGGACUUCAGGGUCGACCCCCCCAUGGAGGAAGGAGGCCGCAGGCGACACUCGUCCAGCGGGGACGCUCGCCGCCGGAACCCCUCCCAGCCCACUGGCCGGGGCCUGAGCCCGGCCCCCCCCGGCGGCCAGGGCCCCCCCGCCCCGACCAAGGACGACGCCAAACCCGCUGGACAAAAAGCCCCCGCCCCGAAUGCCAAGACACUGAAAUAACUCACGCGGCAGUUCUCUCUGCGCCGGGGGGGGGGUCUCCACUCAAGCUCAAGAACGGAUUGUUUUUUUUUUACUCCCCUACAAAAGCGUUUGAAUGUGAAACGAGGAACUUGAUGAACGACGGUUUGUCAAAGAUUUGAUCUUUUUUUUUGUCUUGAUGAGGCAAAAGAAACCAGGAGGGUUUUUAUUUCUUUUUAUAUCUAAUAUCGGUCGGGUGGUGAUUUACUACCCUUGGAAAUUUGUUUAUUUUGAACCCCCCCCCCUCCUCAAAAGUCUCUCACUUCUGGAUUCUUGGGCGGCGCCGAGCGGACCAAAGCGGUUUGAACCCAUCCAUAAAGUCUCUAUUUGCUUUUCGGCUGAACAUUGGAGGGGGGGGCAGGGGGGGUCAUGAAAAGAAGCCGAUGAUGGAGACUUCCUCCGAGUGACACAUGCCUUAUUUUAAUGGUUUACUGCGUGUUCAGCUUCACCUCAUUGUACAGCAUCUGAAAGGUCACUUUUCUCCAGCAGAGGCCGCUGGAUCGGUGGGGGGGGGGGCAAACAACCCCCCACUCUCGCUUUCUCCGCUCACUUUCUCUGAACUGUCUUCCAAGUGUCAUUCUGGUCUGUUACACACCCCCCCCCCCCCCCCCCCCGAUCCAUCCAUCCCGGAAUCAUCCCCUGGAUUACUUGAAGAAGCCACGCUGACAAGUGACUGAGCUCCGUCUCGGGUGGAGCUUUGGGUGGAGAUGUGCUGUCUGGGGGAGGAGGCAUUGGGGGGGGGGGGGGCAUGGCGCUCAGACACCUGACUGGAGCUCGGUCACACACAUCUGGACGGACUCUUCACAGGUUGUGGUCGCAUGCAGGUACAGACGUAGCAGUGUGUGAGAGACGACUACACACACACACGAGGACACACACACACACACACACGAGGACAACUGGACUUCUGUUGGAUCUGUAUCUGAGGCCCCCCCCCCAAGGCGCCCUGAUACUUGUGUUAUUGUUUAUAGGACAGAUUCUAUAUUUGCCUUACGUCAACGUACGCUUUGACCUCUCAUGGUUUAUCUUUUAAUGCUUUUUAAUUUGCAGUGUUUUUCUGCGCUGGUGUCGUCAUGGGGACGGAGGUGUGUGUCGUCAUGGGGACGGAGGUGUUUUUAAACAACCAUCUGGAUCAGUCAGUGAAACACAAAAGGGAAAACUGACACAAGAACCGGUUUCCUUUUUUAGUUUUGAUUAUGUUCAGAUCUUAAUCCUCAGAACAUUAAAAUGCCUAAAGGACUUCAUUGUUAACACACAAACACUCACUUGGAUUUUCGGGACUCCGUCUCACGAGUUAAAAACGUUUAAUUCUUCGUGAUGCUGAGCUUGUUUCUUGUCGUCGUCUCACGUUCAAAGUGUUUAAACAAAAUGUAAGAGGCGUUUCCUCCGAAAAAAACUAAGCUUCUGGGCGUUUGGGGGGGGGGGGGGGGGCUCUGCUGUAGUGAGAGCACCAUCGAUCACCUGACAAUGGGGUGGGGGCACCUCGGACCUGCUGCUAGCGGUCCAGGAGGAACGUGGCUGGUUUUGAAAGUCUGGAGAUUGGAGGAAAAAAAGAAAAAAAAAGACAAAAGCAUAAA